AUGGCAGAUUCAACAAAGUACGUACCAAUUACUUCAAGAACUUUAGUUUCAGACUUGAAACUGAAAAAUAUAUUAUCUUUUAGAACAAAGAAAACAAGAAAUGUUGUAUAUGUAUUCGUCGCUAUAUUCAUCGUUGUUACAUUAAUCUUAGCAUUUAAUCCUUCAUCUCCUUGGUUUUCUAAUAUUUUUACAACAACAAGAAGCCCAUCUUCGUCAUCAUCUUAUUCUCAGUUCUCUUCAAUUUAUUCUUGUUUUUUUCCAUCGAAUUCUUCAAAAAGUUUACAUCUUUCUUCACCAAAUUCAAAUGUCACUAUUAUAAGCUAUCCAACUACGAAUCUUAAUAAACCCCAUGUGAAAAGAGAUCCCCAAGGUGCUCAAAACCAAACUCAAGUGAAUGUGUUGAACCAAACCAGAAAUAGGCCAAAGUUAGCAACUGAAUUCAAUGAAGCAGCAUUGAAAAAUGUAACCGAAAAUGGUAUUCAAAAACCAUCUGAAUCAAUGCCGAAGUAUACCGGGAAUGGUUCUGUGAGCGGGUCCAGUCCAAAAUUUGAAGGAAAAAACAGGGGAAAUAAUGUUACUUCUUUGGGCCAAAAACAGGGGAUUGAAGAAAUGUUGAAGGGAUUAGUGGAUUGUAAUUUCUUUGAUGGAGAAUGGGUUAGAGAUGAAACAUAUCCAUUGUAUAAGCCUGGUUCUUGUUCAUUGAUUGAUAAAAAAUUUAAUUGUUUCUCAAAUGGUAGGCCUGAUUUAGUGUUUCAACAAUAUAAGUGGAAGCCUAAAGGUUGCACUCUACCAAGGUUGGACGGAAGCAAAAUGUUGCAAAUGUUAAGAGGAAAACGAUUGGUUUUCGUUGGGGAUUCUUUAAAUAGAAAUAUGUGGGAAUCAUUGGUUUGUAUCUUACGAAACUCGGUUAAAGAUCAAAGUAAGGUCCAUGAAGUCUCAGGAACGCACAAUUUUGUAUCAGAACGUUUUUACGCUUUUCUAUUCAAGGAUUAUAACUGCACAGUGGAGUACUUUAAGGAACCAUUCUUAGUUCAAGAAUUGGUAACAACAGACAAAUAUGGAACAAAAAAGGAGACCCUACGGCUUGACAUGAUCAGUAACUUGGCCCAUCAGUACAGAACUGCAGACGUGGUUGUCUUCAACACUGGGCAUUGGUGGACUCAUGAAAAGACUGCCAAAGGAAAAGAUUAUUAUCAAGAAGGUGGACAUGUCUAUAGUGAACUGAACGUGUUAGAGGCCUUUCGUAAAGCAUUGACAACAUGGGGAAUGUGGGUUGAUGCUAAUAUUAACCCUGCAAAAACUUCAGUUUUCUUCAGAGGAUAUUCUGCAUCUCAUUUCAGCGGACGGCAAUGGAAUUCUAGAGGAGCAUGCGACCAUGAAGUCGAGCCCAUCUACAACACUACUUACCUUACAACAUAUCCAGACAAAAUGGUCGUUUUGGAGAAAGUUUUCAAAGGAAUGAAAACCCAAGUGUCAUAUCUAAACAUAACGAGACUAACGGAUUUCAGAAAAGACGGUCACCCUUCAAUCUACCGGAAACAACAUUACUCAACAGAAGAACUAAAAUCACCAUUACAUUUUCAAGAUUGCAGCCACUGGUGCUUACCUGGUGUUCCUGAUGUAUGGAAUGAAAUCCUUUAUGCUCAACUUCUGGUCAAACAGUACCAAAGUCAACAGAAAUUGUGA
Erigeron canadensis is the source of this 1686-nucleotide messenger RNA. Its product is annotated as protein trichome birefringence-like. The transcript is spliced from 5 exons. The record is from RefSeq and is a predicted model, not a curated record. Gene Ontology annotation, molecular function: O-acetyltransferase activity. Bases 1 to 1686 code for a protein of 561 amino acids. NCBI's taxonomy places the organism in Eukaryota, Viridiplantae, Streptophyta, Magnoliopsida, Asterales, Asteraceae. Gene Ontology annotation, cellular component: Golgi apparatus.